GGAGCCCUAAAACAAAAAUUUCAGUCGCUGCUGCAAACUGCAAAGCGCGUGAAAGUGCGAAACGCAAACCUGAGGCUGAGAAUGCCAUUCUUCAACCUCUAAAUUCUCUCCCACAACGCCAUAUCACAAUUUCUUCACAAUCCCUACACUUCUUCUUCCUUCUCCUUCUCCAAAUUCCGCCAUGUUUUCUCUCUCUUCCCCUUUCUCACUCAUCCUAAUUCUCCUCCUCUUCUUCUCCUUCUCCGCCUCCGCCUCCGCCUCCGCCGAUCCAUCCACCAUUUACGACCAUCUCCACCUUCACGGCCUCCCCAUAGGCCUCCUCCCCAAGAACAUCACCAAUUUCUCCGUCGACUCCGCCACCGGCCGGUUCCAGGUCUUCCUCGACCAGCCUUGCAAUGCCAAGUUCGAGAACGAAGUUCACUAUGAUCUCAACGUCUCCGGCGUACUCAGCUACGGCCAGAUCGCUGAAUUGGCCGGGAUUUCGUCGCAGGAGCUCUUUCUUUGGUUUCCUGUCAAGGGCAUCCGUCUCGAUUUGUCCACCUCGGGUGUGAUUCAUUUCGACGUCGGCGUCGUCGACAAGCAAUUCUCUCUGUCCCUCUUUGAGUCGCCGCCUGAUUGCACUGCGGCUGAUCCAGUUGAUCAAUCUUCCGCCGCGGGCGGAGCCCCUGUUCAUAGGUAUGGGGCUUUCUCAAAGAAUGAGGUGCAGAAUCUUCCACUUGAAGACAGUGAAUUAAGGGCGACAUCGUAGAUAGCGACAAAGAAAUGUUGUGGAUUUCCCGAGGAUUUUGUUCAAGAGUCUGGCUUUGCUGGUAUGGUAAAUUUGCUUCUACUAUUUGCGGAUUGCUUCUGUUUUGUAUAGUCUUUGUUUCCUGAUAGUCCUGUCUGAUGGGGAAAAGGGGCUAUUGUUUUCAUAUAAAGAUCUCGCUAAAAAUAUUUAGUCCCCAAUCCUUCAAGUCUAUACUAUUCGCUGAAUUAAGCAAGGCAGAUUGUUGCUUGGGUCGAGUUAUUAGAAUCCUAGAAGUCCGUAUCAUUUUACCAGUCGUCUUGUGCUUUAUAUCUCUCUCGAUGAGCUUGUAUUUCUGCUUGUGGCUGUGUUUGGUUUUGGCUACUCACAGAAAGAUGUGUUGUUUUCGUUGUGUUGCCCUUAUAGCCAUAAAAUUUGGGCUUGUAAAUUGUACAUUGCAAAAGUAAUCUUUCGGUAGUUAAAGAGAUGUACAUGUAUUUUAUAUAGCUUACAUGUUCAUUUGAUAUUUAGGACAAAUAUCCAUAUUCUUCUUCAA
This is a messenger RNA of Momordica charantia (bitter melon), 1280 nucleotides long. RefSeq lists its product as uncharacterized. The record is from RefSeq and is a predicted model, not a curated record. Lineage: Eukaryota; Viridiplantae; Streptophyta; Magnoliopsida; Cucurbitales; Cucurbitaceae.